CAUACAGAGAAUCAUCUCAACUAUAAUAGACGACAUGGCACCUUUAAUGUUACUCAUGAUUGUUGGUUUGGCUUCAGUUUAUGGAGUUCAGAGUGAGAGUGUUUUGAGUAAAGAAGCUGAUUUUUUCAAGAAUUUGUUCCAUCCCAGAGUUGCAGAGGAAAAAGCUUGUACAGAUUGUCUGAAAUUUAUCGGUGAUAUCAAAACUGUCAUGGCCAGUCAACCUUUCGCUGCUCAAAUAGCUUCCCAGGUAGAUAUGGGAUGUGCUUUAGUUGGUUCUGUUGAGGCCCAGUGUAAACAAAUGGUAAUUGCUUUGAUUCAUUCGGCUUUAACUUUUGUAUCCAACUUCGCCAACCCACAAAUAACCUGUGAUAUGCUGGCUUUCUGUUUACCAACUCCUCCACCUAAACAACUUCAAUGGUAGAUGAUAAGUGAUAAAACUAGAGAGAAGAGAAUGAUAAUGAACCUGGUGAUAAAGAAAUUAUUGGGUCUUUUUAAAUAAAUAUCUGUCUGGUUACCAUGU
Lottia gigantea (owl limpet) is the source of this 520-nucleotide messenger RNA. RefSeq lists its product as hypothetical. The transcript has a single exon. The record is from RefSeq and is a predicted model, not a curated record. Lineage: Eukaryota; Metazoa; Mollusca; Gastropoda; Lottiidae. The coding region runs from base 35 to 421 and encodes 128 amino acids.